Raphanus sativus (radish) is the source of this 922-nucleotide messenger RNA. RefSeq names its product glutathione S-transferase F5-like. The transcript has 5 exons. Gene Ontology annotation, cellular component: cytoplasm. Gene Ontology annotation, molecular function: glutathione transferase activity; glutathione binding. The record is from RefSeq and is a predicted model, not a curated record. Lineage: Eukaryota; Viridiplantae; Streptophyta; Magnoliopsida; Brassicales; Brassicaceae. Bases 35 to 883 code for a protein of 282 amino acids.
AAAAACAUUCAAGUGUAUAGAGAGGGUAGCAAAAAUGAGUUCCUCUAGAUUGUUGGUAACGUUAACUCUCGUGAUUGUGAUCAUGUCCAUUUCUUAUGAACCAUUCCCAUGGAUGGGGGUAAACGCGAGUGAUGUACCUACGAGUUGCUACGCUUACUGUAACCAAACGUUCGAAAGUCGUCACCAAUGCAAUAAAUGGUGUGAAGAAUUAGCUCACAAAGAUGGGUACAAGAUUUAUGGCUAUCCUUCCUCCCCCAACCCUAGGCGCGUCCUGGCUGUUCUCCAUGAGAAAGGUCUCUCGUUCGAUCCCAUCACCGUCAACUUGACUACCGGUGACCAGCAGAAGCCAAGUUUUCUCCCUAUUAAUCCCUUUGGUCAAGUCCCAGUUUUCCUAGAUGGACAUCUUAAGUUGAUUGAAUCCCGAGCCAUAUCCCUAUACAUCGAGACAGUUCAUAGAUCAAGAGGCACAAAACUCCUGAAUCACAAAAAUUACAAGAAAAUUGGAACAGAAACAAUGUGGAUGUAUGUCGAAUCUUUUGAGUUUGAUCCACCCGCAUCGAUACUCGUUUGGGAGCAAACCAUCAAGCCUAUGAAGGGUCUAAAGGCGGACUAUAAAGUUGUAAAUGAAACCGAACGGAAGUUAGAGAAAGUUCUAGAUGUCUACGAAGAACGACUGAAAAACUCAAGCUUCUUGGCUAGUAACAGCUUCACAAUGGCUGAUCUGUUUCAUCUUCCUAAUAUACAAUACCUUAUGAACACAACUACAAAGAGACUGUUUGAAAACCGGCCUAAGGUACACAGCUGGGUGGCUAAGAUUAUGGCUAGACCGGCUUGGAAGAAAGCUUGUGACGCCAACGCCUGGUACAGCAACAAGAAGAAUUAGUCAAAAUUAAGAACUUUGUGGGCAAGUGUGUGUGUCUCC